GCUAUGGACUCAAUAUAUUUCAAUGGUUUCAGCGAUACAGGAACUGGGUUGGUAUUACGAAUAGCACGCAGACACAACAAUAUUGUGGAAAUUUGGUUUCUGAUUGAUAUACCAGGAAUUGGUAGCUUGCAGCUAGCUCAACACCCUGAUAGUAUGGUGUGCAAUAACUUGAAUGAAGGAUAUAAUGCUCUUGGUUUGGAAAUAAAACCUGUAGAAGCCAUGAAGAUAUGGAAAAUUACUUACAAUGGACUUUGCAGGUGGAAGGCUUAUACAGCGCCAUUUGAUUUUGACACUGAAUUACAUCCCAUGCUGUUGGCUGAUUCAAUUGCAAGAGAAAAUUGGUCACGAGAAUUUUUUGACAAGUUAAAACUAACACAUCAAACUCAUUAUGAACAAUGGGGUCAGAUUGAAGGAAAGAUCUACAUUGAAGGCCAUGAUGAGCACUAUGUUAUGUUAAGAGGGCUUAGAGACCAUACUUAUGGUGUACGAGGCUGGCAAUAUUUCCAUCGAUAUGCAGUACAGAUGGGUUAUAUGGAAGACGGUAGUACAUUUCAUGUGGGUGUUGUAUCAUUUCCAGACACAACAUCAUAUCUUGGUAUUGGUUACAUAUUUAAACCCAAUGGUUGUAAAAUACUGGUAUCAUCAAUAGAUAUGCCAAUUGCUGAGUUAGGUGAAGAUGGCAAUCCACCGAGGCAGUAUAAACUAAGUUUUGUUGCAGGUGGCACUGUUUAUUAUCUGAGAACAGAAGUGUACAACAGUGCAGUAUUUUAUUGUGGUCUUGAAUGGGAUGCUGUUGUUCAUGAAAGAAUGUGUCAUUUUACAUUGAAUGGGGUCAAAGGUUGGGGUAUCAGUGAAUUUCAGUAUAGAUACCGUGAUGGUUGUCCAGUCACUCGACCUGCUCCUUUACCUACAGAUCAGAAAAGACAAUAUGAUGAGGACAAACUGGUUUUACCAUUGGCUUCACUUGACUGUCAAAAUAGUCAUGCAGUAGGAGGUAAAGGAUCUCAACUAGCAGUAUUAAGUCAACUACAGAGAAUCACAAGUAACAAGUUCUCAGUACCUAAUGGUAUCUGUGUUACCAUGACAGCAUUUGAAAAACAUAUACAGGAGUUUGACAAAUUACAGAAAUUGCUGGAAGAAAUUGAAAAUGUUUCUCAUGGAUUGAAAAAAGGAGAUUUGGAAGUUGCUUGUCAAAUAUGUAGUGGACAAUUUGAAAUUGUUGAAAUGACAGAUAUCGCCAAAAAAUGUAUACAAGAUGAAUUAUCAGAAAUAUUUGGACUGGAAUUGGAAAAUAAACUAUUUGCUGUGAGAUCAUCAGCUGUAGGUGAAGAUACAAGUGAAAUGUCUGCUGCUGGACAAAUGAGAACUGAAUUAGGUGUACAAGGAAUUUCAGAGAUUUUCAAAGCUGUAUGCAAGUGUUGGGCAUCACAGUAUUCUUACCACGCUGUACAGUAUAGAAGACAACAUGGACAACCAGUAAGAUCCAGUAUGGCUGUUGUAAUACAGGAAAUGGUCACAGCACAGAGUGCAGGUGUUUUGUUUUCUAGGCAUCCAAUAACAGGUCAUCCUGGUCAGAUGGUUAUCAAUGCUAAUUAUGGUCUGGGGGAGUCUGUAGUAUCAGGAAGUAUAGAACCAGACACUAUAACCUUAGCAUGCAAGAAUGGUGAUCGUUUUGAUAUUUUAUCCAAAGAAAUUGGUUCCAAGGAAGAGCAGAUGCUGAUUGCAGAUAAAGGUGGUGUAUCGUCAAGUAAAGUCACCACAGAUGAUGCAAGGCAGUGCUGUCUCUCUGAUGCAACUGUAUUACAACUAGCAAACACAGCAAAACUGAUUGAGAAUUGUUAUGGUAACCCAAGGGAUAUCGAAUGGGCAAUUAAAGACAAUCAUGUUUAUGUACUACAAGCACGACCAAUCACAACACUUGACAUGGAAUCUGAUGAGGAUAUAAUGACAGAGUUUGAUACUCCAUUAGCUAUGAAAGAUGAGUGGAUCACAAAUGCCAACAUUGGUGAAAUGAUGCCAGGUGCAAUCACACCUCUGACAAUAUCUGUAUUUGUUAGAACAAUUGAGUAUGUGAUGCAGAGACUGCAGAUUAAAUUUGGAUUGAUUCCAAAUACCUGGCCUGUACAUAAAGCAUUAGCUGUCAGAUAUGCACAUGCAUUUAUUAAUCUUCAUAUGUUAGGAAACAUUUCAACUGAGAGAGUCAGUAUGAGCAAUAAAGAGAUGGGUGAUUUGUCUAUAUUUGGUAGAGUAGUUCAUGAUUUAACACCAAAAAUGUUAGAAGAUUAUAAUGGAAGAGAGCCAUUUUGGAGAAGACACUGGAACUCUCUUAAAUAUAUUUUGUAUAAUAUUUUGAAUCGUAACAGACUUGAUUGCUUACAACGCAUGGCUGAUACAAUUACUUUUAAAUAUGCAAACGACAAUAGCAGCUCUCUGGACCUUUAUCAAGAAAUUACUGACAAAUUACCAGAUUAUAUGCAGGCAUGGGACAUUAGUGUAGAUAACACUGCACCAAGUGGAAUUUACAGUGGGGUUCUUACAGGAAUUUUGGCAUCCUCGCACACCGGUAAACACUGGAACCAUGACCAUUUCUCAGAUAUGGCUACAUUGUUAUCAGAUUGCAAAGAUGUUGCCAGUGCUGAAGUACCCAUUGCCAUGGAGGCAGUUACCAAGGGCAUUGUUGACUGUGAUAAAUCUGAUGAAUUCAUGGCUAUGGGCACUGAAGAGGCUAUUAAGUGGUUGAAAAGUAGUGAUAGUGGUCUUGCUGGAAAACAAUUCAGAAUAUUUCUAAAAGAUCAUGGCCACCGCUGUAUCAGAGAGGCUGAGAUGAGACUACCUUCAUGGCAUAUGGAUGCUUCUACUGUUAUACCUAUUAUUCAAACAAUGUUGAAACAUCCUCAUGGAAGCAACAGGAAAGAAACUACCAUUGAAGAUGCUAUUGGUAAACUUAAAUCACCCGUUAGUUUCAUUGGAAAGUACUUCCUAAGGUGGAUAUUACCAAGGGCUAGAAAGGCAGUCGGUUGGCGUGAAUCUGGCAAGUCACUGGCAGUGAAAGUUUCCGAUCAUGUCAAGGGUGCAUAUUGGAAACUAGCUGAAUUAUUAACACGAGAGGGUAGAAUUCCAGACAAGGACUUGCUGUUCUUCUUUACUCACCAAGAAAUUGGAGUGCUGAUUAAAACACGUAAUCCAAGUCUUGUUGCUAAAGCUAUUCGGCGUAGAAGAGUGUUACCAACAUUGAUGGACAUGGAGUUUCCAGAAAUAAGUGUUGGAUUACCACAACCUUUGAAAGAUGAAGAAAAUGUGCACCUGGCCCAUUCUGUUCAAAUGUCAGGUAUGCCAGUAUGUCAUGGUGUUGUGAAAGGUACUGCAAGGGUCAUAACUAAAUUAGAAGAUGCAAAACAAAUCCAGAGUGGUGAAAUUUUAAUUGUACCAUAUACUGAUGUUGGUUGGACUCCAUAUUUUCCAUUGAUUGAUGGUUUAGUGACUGAGUUAGGUGGCCUUCUCUCCCAUGGUGAGACCUGCGGAAUAAUUUAUAACAAGCUUUUUAAAUUAGUAUUGCUGAACUACCUCACUGAUUGGCUGAAAGCUUUGGAUAUGAGUAAAUAUCCUGACUUGACAGUUGGAUUACUUUGCAUCUGGUCUAGAAUGCACCAUAUCAAGUGGGGUUUGACCAUAUGA
Messenger RNA from Saccoglossus kowalevskii, 3675 nucleotides. RefSeq lists its product as uncharacterized. NCBI's taxonomy places the organism in Eukaryota, Metazoa, Hemichordata, Enteropneusta, Harrimaniidae. The record is from RefSeq and is a predicted model, not a curated record.